Messenger RNA from Salvelinus sp. IW2-2015, 4370 nucleotides. RefSeq names its product neurotrypsin. The record is from RefSeq and is a predicted model, not a curated record. Gene Ontology annotation, molecular function: serine-type endopeptidase activity. Gene Ontology annotation, cellular component: membrane. Gene Ontology annotation, biological process: proteolysis. NCBI's taxonomy places the organism in Eukaryota, Metazoa, Chordata, Actinopteri, Salmoniformes, Salmonidae.
AGUAAAAGUUGUCAAAAAUAUAAAUAGUAAAGGCCAAUUCGCCCACCUCACAAAUGUAUCCCACUUUUUACAACGUUUUUAAUUCACAGUGUUACACUAACCGUAGGACCUUAUCGGAUUGUUUCCGAAGUUAGAGCUGAUUUGGAGAAAACCUCAAACACAUGAGUUUGUAAUUUGGAAUGUUUUCUUGGGGUGCUCUAAAUUACUAUUAUAUUCGUUUCUGGCCUUAAAAAAUAGGUGCUACAGCUUAGGGGUUAAGGUAUGGACUUCCCAAGAAACCCGGAUUGCACUAACCUAACAAAACCUUGCCUAAAUGAGGAUGCAACAGUGAUUUAUGUUAGAGAAUGUGUUUAGGUCUCAUUACUGGAAGGCAAUAUGCAUUUAAUUGAUAAUUGAGUUGUUUUAACUGCCCAUGCCUUGAAAGCAUGUUCUGGAGAUGCGUAGGGCUAAUUGAAUGUUUUUUGGUUUUGGUGAUGUGGGUUGAAUUCACCAUGCACAUCGAAUCCAGGUGAAACAUUUGUCAUUAAAUUUUGGCUUCAAAAUCCCACAGCAAUAUGCAGUUAGGGGCCAACUCAGCUCAAUCGCAUAUUCCUUUAUAAAACCUAAAACCCUUCACUAACUUACCUCUGCGCACAGCGACGCCCCAUUACGCCAGUGAAAAGCAACUAGACAGUGUUGAGCUCGCUGUGUGUUUAUUCUCGACUUGGCAUAUGUGCAUCGCACUGAAGGCGAGAGAGUGUGUUUCUCUCACUGGUGUCUGCUUUCAGUGACACUUCCUCACGAAGGGGGUCGUCGUUUAAGCUAUAGUGCUUGAAGCACAGCUGGUACCACAGGGUGUGUAAUGUCACAUAGGAGUUUUGAUUAUUUUUGUAUCUUUUUCCAGACACAGAAAAAACAACCCCAUCGGCUCAUUGUCCCGUGCCUCGCCUAACUUUGGACGGUCCGUAUCGGGCUCUCUUUAUCCUGGUCAGUGUCGCUUGCACUUGGAGGCUGACUUUUUGAGUUGGAUAUGGGUGAAAUCUGCUCAAGGCGCGGGCAAUGACACAUAUAAAAGGAUGACGGACAAGGAAGCUUUAAAGGGACUCUUCUCUCUGUCAAUUGUAUGGUGUUUUCUGAUCUCAGUUUCUGGAGAGGUCAUCUCUCAAGACACCUACCUAAAUACUCUGCAGAGUGCAGCUCCUCUGUCCUGUUUAGAGGGCUUCACUGAGCUGGGUUACUACAAUGGCUCCGUGUCUCAGACUGACUCUGGAUCACCCUGCUUAAAGUGGACAGAGUUCCCAGACUACGUCCUGCAGUACCCGAGCCGGGGGCUGGGCGACCACAGCUACUGCCGCAACCCCGACCGCGAAUCCAACCCCUGGUGCUUCUUCCGCCAGAGCUCUGGAGCCAUCGGCUGGGCCUACUGCGACUGCCACCAGGGAGCUGCCAGGUUGGUAGGUGGGUCCUCCCCUCAGAGCGGGCGUCUGGAGGUAUACCUAAAUGGCCAGUGGGGGGCGGUAUGUGAUACACACUGGACCGACCGCGAUGCCAGUGUGAUCUGCAAACAGCUUGGACUGGGUGAGAUCGGCACAGCCCUCCAGCACUCCUAUUUCGGGCCCGGCUCUGGACUCUUCCACUAUGAACGCCUUGGCUGCCGUGGCAACGAAAACUCUCUACUGGACUGCAGGAGUCGGAAGUUUGUCACUAGCGACUGUAACCAUGGCAACGAAGCGGGGGUGGUGUGUGCUGCACCUGAAGGCAAUGGCGCCCCCUUGAGGUUGGUAGGUGGCCUGGAGGACUUUGAGGGUCGUGUGGAGGUGUACCAUGAUGGGAGGUGGGGCACCAUCUGUGAUGACCAGUGGGAUGACAUCGAUGCUGAAGUUGUCUGUCGGCAGUUGGGCCUUGGGGGGGUACCGAAAGCGUGGACGUGGGCCCACUUUGGUCAGGGCUCUGGACCCAUCUUCCUUGACAGGUUGCAGUGUACAGGCAAUGAGCUUUCCUUGGAGGAGUGUCCCCACAACAACUGGCAACAACACAACUGUGACCACAUGGAGGAUGCUGGCGUGUCCUGUAACCCAUAUACAGAUGGUGUGGUGCGGCUGGUGGGAUCUGACAGUCCCUGGGAAGGUCGUCUGGAGGUGUACCACUCUGGGGACUGGGGUACGGUGUGUGAUGACAACUGGACUGAGCACCACGCACAAGUGGUCUGUAGACAGCUGGGCUUCAGAGGGCGUGCAGAGGUGGCAUCAGACGGGCUGUACGGGGAGGGCACAGGGCUAAUCCUGCUGGAUGAAGUGCAGUGUAAGGGCUCAGAGGGCACCCUGCUGGCCUGCGGGCACGCCGAGUGGGGACGCCACGACUGCUCCCACAGCGAGGACGUAGGGGUGCGCUGUGAGAGGGGAGGUGAAACCAACGAGGUGCCAGGGCUGCCACACAUCACAGGCCCUCUGGUGCGACUGGUUGCUGGAGAGAGCCGGAAGGAAGGGCGUGUGGAAGUGUUUCUGAAUGGCCAAUGGGGGAGCGUGUGUGAUGACGGCUGGAAUGACAUCAACGCUGCAGUGGUCUGCAGGCAGCUGGGAUUUGUUGGGGUGUCCAAGGCUCGCUCCAUGGCCUAUUUUGGAGAGGGCCAGGGCCUUAUCCACCUGGACAAUGUUAGGUGCACAGGGGCUGAGACGUCCCUGGGGGAGUGUCCGGCCGAGGGAGAAGAUGCCCAUGACUGCCGGCAUAGUGAGGAUGCAGGGGUCAUCUGUGACUACGUACCCGAACCGGUGGGGGACGGCGCCAUAAUAACGCAGACCUGUGGCAUGAGGCCAAACACACAGCGACGCAGGAGGAGGAUUAUUGGUGGAGACAAGUCAAUCAGGGGGGACUGGCCUUGGCAGGUGUCUCUGUGGCUCAAGUCCCAGUCCAAAGGGAACCAUCCACUGUGUGGAGCCACGCUCAUCAACUCCUGCUGGGUCCUGACUGCUGCACACUGCUUCAAGAGGUUUGGCAGGGACCCAUCUCGCUACGUGCUGCGACUGGGUGACUACCACACGGAGGAGAGGGAUGACUUUGAGCGCAGCCUGUCCCCAGAGCUCAUCGUCAUCCACAGGAAGUACCACAGCCAGGGCUCGGAGUAUGAUAUCGCCCUACUCAGGCUGAAGGGCACCGAGGGAAACUGUGUGGCCUUCAACCCUCAUACCAACUCAGCCUGCCUCCCUGCGCCUGGCAACAAGUGGGGCAAGAGGCCUGCCGCCUGUGUCAUCACAGGGUGGGGCAUCACAGACUCGGAGUACUCCCGUACUCUGCUGCAGGCCUGGGUUCCCCUGCUGCCCUCCUGGAAGUGUAAGAAGCGAUACGGCGAGCGCUACACCAGCCGCAUGCUGUGUGCGGGCAGCCUGUCGGACCGUCGGCGCGUGGACAGUUGCCAGGGUGACAGUGGUGGUCCCCUAGUAUGUCAGGGGGAGGGUGGGCGCUGGGUGCUGACGGGGAUCAUUUCCUGGGGUCAUGGCUGUGGUGACCCCUCCUUCCCCGGGGUGUACACGCGGGUCAGCAGGUUCCUGCGCUGGAUUGACCAGGUCACCAACAACCCACCGAAAAUCUGAUGCUGCCACCGUGCCAUUGGACAGCCAGUGUUAUCAUAUGAAUUUGGGGUUGAGGGGGAGGUGGGGGGAUUAAAGGAGCAGUGACCUGUUAGAGAGGGUUACCACACCCUGGUAUCUGCUCCUGGUCUCACCCACAUCCAGCAGAGUGCUUUUAAUUCCCUUUUUUCGCCUACACUUGGAGAAGCCUGUAAAUGGCAUUGUGCAUUCUUGAUUUUGUGGAAUUAACACUUUGACGAGAGCAUUUAAUGCACCAGAAAGCCAGACUGCAUAGGUGAAUGACAUUGCACUAUAAUGCAUGCCAUACUAUCACCCUGCAACACCUGUGAAUGGCCAAUUAAUGGUGCCAUUGGGAGUAAGUCUAGUCAGGAGCGUUAGGUGGAAUAUCUUUAAGGUACAAGAUUGUAUAUGUAAAGUACAUACAGACAUGUGGCUUUUAAAUGAAUAUGGUUUCAUGAACAUUCCAGUUGUUCAUGCAUUUUUACUUAUGCCUACACUAAUGUGCUCCACUCUUGAUUGAAACAAUUGGUCAAAUUAGUCAGUGUACAGAUCGCUGGUUUAGACCAUAGGAGAGGCAUGAGUGGGCCUUUACGAGGCUCUGUACAUGUGGCAAUGAUGACAUGGCUACUCACAAUGGCUUAAAUGAGGUACUGCCUGUUUGCCUGCCUACCCACAGUAUCUAUCUGUCUACCACUUUAUCUUAGAAGCUGCACAUCCCUACUAUCAAUGUUAUGUGAAGCCAGAUGUGUGGGGGUGUGUGUGUGUGUGUGUGUGUGUGUGUGUGUGUGUGUGUGUGUGUGUGUGUGU